Cavenderia fasciculata is the source of this 3816-nucleotide messenger RNA. RefSeq lists its product as uncharacterized. Gene Ontology annotation, biological process: intracellular distribution of mitochondria. Gene Ontology annotation, molecular function: protein binding; mRNA binding. Bases 1 to 3816 code for a protein of 1271 amino acids. Lineage: Eukaryota; Evosea; Eumycetozoa; Acytosteliales; Cavenderiaceae. The transcript has 3 exons. The record is from RefSeq and is a predicted model, not a curated record. Gene Ontology annotation, cellular component: cytoplasm.
AUGGCUACUCUUCCAAAUGAAUCAACCACCAAUGGUCCAACCAUUGAGGAUAUUCCAGAUGCACAAGAUGCUGCUCUCAAUGACAACACCAUUGAUACAAAACAAACUGUAUCAGAGGAAAUACCUUUAGAUCAACAAACAGUUGAAGUAUUCAAGAUUGGUAUAAAGACACCGGUUGAACUUGGUACAAUCAAUGUUCAGGUGACAAAGUUUGAUUUAAUUUCAGAUAUUCACAAGUACUUGCAAGAAACUACUGAGACUUGUUUACAUACUUCAUACAACUUGGUCUUAAAUGGUCAAAAGUUGAAUGAAUUUAGUGAAAUGGGUAGUAUCCAAGGUAUUAAAGAUGGUGCUAUCAUUGAUAUGGUUCCAGCAACAUAUAAUGAAAGAACAUCAAGAUUACAUAUUAAAAGAUUAAGUGAAAUUAUUGAAACUGCACAAGAAGAAUCAACAUUGAACAAUCCAUCGUUGUUUAGUUGUUUUUCAUGGACCGGUGAAAAUGAAAUCGAUCAAAAGAGAAUAGAAGAUGAAGAUUUAGAACAAGAAGCACAACAAGAGGAACAAGAAAAACCAAAAAAGGAACCAAAAGCUUCAAAGACUACUACUACUUCUUCUGUUAAAUCAUCGUCAUCUAAAUUAAGUAAAAAAGAGGAAAAACAAAAAGAAAAGGAAAAUGAACAAGAAGAACGUAGAAUGAUUAUAACCAAUGUAGAGGGAUACAAGAAACCAGAAUUAAAGGAUUUCUAUCCAGAGACUAUGAGAAAAUCGAUUCAAUGUAUUCGUUCUAUAUCCAUGUCUGGCUGGAACCCAGUACCAGGUUUGAGAAAGUUGUCUGGCGACCUUUUCUACUUGGAGAUUGGUGUACUCGACAGUCAAGAGAUUGUACAUGUCACUGCCAACUCGAACGGGUUCUUUGUCAAUAGCAGCACCUCUACCACCUUUAACCCUGCUCCAUCCACCACCCGUGCCAUCCAUACUCACAACCUCCACGAACUCCUCCAACAAAUCAGUCCACUCUUCCAGCGUGGUCUGAGUCAUAUCCUCCAAUCCAUCACCAGACGUCAUCCAUUUGAGUUGGUGCCACCCGUCGUCCCAUCCAACAGCUGGAUCUGUCGUCCUCAAGUCAACAAGUACACUGCUAGCCGUGCCAAUGAGUCUAACCUCAAUUUGCCAGACCCCGAGUUACGUGCUCAACCACGUGACUGGAACGAAGAGUUACAAAGCCUCAAGGAACUCGGCAAGGAUAGUGUACAGGAGCGUGUACUCCGUGACCGUGCCCUCGUCAAGGUCAAUGCCGACUUUGUCGACGCUGCUACCCGUGGCGCACAACUCGUCGUCAACAAGUCGAUUCCACCCAUCAAUCCACUCGAAAACGAACGUGCUCACAUGUUUGUCUACAACAAUAUCUUUUUCAGUUUCUCGUUGGACACUCGUGACACUUAUGCCGAGUGUGGAGGUGACCGUGCUGCCCGUGCUGCCGCCAACAAUGAUCUCCGUGGUGUAAAGCUUUUCAACUUGGUCGAUGUCGAAGGUAUCUCGACCAUCAACACUGCCAUCAUUGACUAUCGUGGUCACCGUGUCAUUGCCCAAAGUUUGGUGCCAGGUAUCCUCUCCAAUGAAAAGACAUCUGUCGUGCACUAUGGUUCGAUGGACUCUGGCAAGUCGAUUGUCGCCGACGCCGAGUUCCACACUCGUCUCCAAAAGAUUGCCAGCAUGUUGCAUUUGGCCGAGCGUGAAGUCUGCCCAAGCGACCUCUCCAAGCCACCCGUCAAGAUUUGCACCUCGUUUGAAAGCAAGGGUAUCAUUGGUACCGACGGUCGUCGUUAUAUCCUCGAUAUCCUCCGUGCCACCCCACGUGAUCCAAACUACCCCGACGCCAAGCACCAAAUGUACGUCUUGCGUCCAGAAUUGAUUGCCAACUAUACCGAAUACCUAAAGAUUGAAUUUGAAGAAAAGAAAAAGGCUGCCGCCCAACGCAAGGCUGAAGCAGGCGAGCAACAAAAGGAAACCACCGAACCAUUUGAAUUUAACCAAGAAGAACCACACGUUCGUUUCAAUCCAAAUCUCUUGUCUUCAGUUGUUUUGGGUGGUACCGAAGAGGAAAAGCAAACCGACAAGGAGGAGCUCGAAAAGAUUGGAGAGUUUCUCAAGGAAAAGAUGAUCAAUCGUUUGGUGCAAGAUUUUACAGUUUUCAACUCUACUCCAGUCGAUGGUCAAACACUCACUGCCAUUAUGCAUAGUCGUGGUAUCAACAUUCGUUACUUGGGUCUCAUCUCCCAACUCUGUAGCAAGAUUCCAUUUGUCAAGGAAUUGUGCUUCAACGAAAUGGUCAGUCGUGCUGCCAAACACAUUUUCAACGAAACUCUUCGUCAAACCGAUUCCUCUGAAAUGGCAAUCACCAUUUGUCAUUUCUUAAAUUGUUUCCUUGGUACUGAUACUGGUUCAGGAAUCUUAAAUAAUGAUAAUAAUAACGGUAAUGGAAAUGGAAAUGGAAACGGUAAUACUACUACUUCCGCCUCUACUACCACCACCACUUCCAACAUAAAGGAAACCAAAAAACAACGUCAACAAAGAUUAUUAAAUCAACAAUACCUAGACCAAAUGAAACAACAUUCAGCAAAGAAUAGAAUGUCUCAAAAGGGAUUGUGGGAGCAAAUUGCUCAAGCCGUAAAAGAAAAGUAUGGUUCUGAAAUCACUACACACUCUGUACCAAUUGAAAGCCGUAUCAGUGUACUCCGUUCACUGUGUCUAAAGACUGGUCUCCAAAUUGCAUCGUCCAACUAUGACUUUACAAAGGACGAGCCAUUCAUCCUCGGUGACAUUGUCGAGUUGGCCUGCGUCGUCAAGCACCUCAACCCACGUUCACCAGACGGAAUCGACAUGCUCGAGGCUGGCAAGGCUGCCCUCGCCAACAAGCGUAUCGACGAGGCCCGUGAGCUCCUCACCGAGGCACUCACAGUCUGCCACCAAGUACACGGUGCCAUCCACUCUGACACUGCCAUUUGCUACAACAACUUGGCCAUGGCUGCCUUUUACGCCGAGCAAUACGACCAAGCCGUCGAAUUCCAAAAGAACGCCCUCAUCAUCACCGAAAAGACAAUGGGUGUUGACCAUCACGACACCAUCCACUCUUACAAUAACUUGGCCUUGUUUUGCCAACGUGCUCACCACCCUACCGAAGCUAUGGGCUACCUCAAGCGUGUGCUCUACCUCACCGACCUCUUGGGCAGCGAGUUUAGCCCGGAACGUCCAUCCAUCUACACUAGUGUCGCCAUUAUCCUCCAAGAGUUUAGAAAGUUCCAAUUGUCUAUCGAGUUCCUCCUCGAGGCCAUCAAGCACCAACGUCGUCUCUUUGGCGAAGAAAAUAUCAUCUCUACACCAUGUCUCCACUCGAUCGCCUUGGUAUACGCUCAACUCAAGGACUGGAAGAUGGCCAUCCAAUACGAACGUGAAACUAAAAAGAUUUUGGAUAAGUACCUCCAACCAGAACACCCACGUGUCAAGGACAGUGAAAACUACCUAAGACACUUUGAAGCAGAAUUUGCCAUGGAACAUCAAGCCAAGCUCUCUGAAUUGCAUCGUCAACAACAAUUGGACAUCCAACGUAUUCAACAACAACAACAACAACAACUCUUACAAGUUGCACGUAAACAAAAAAAGGAAAAUCAACAAAAAAAGGAAACCAAGGAACCAAAGGAAAAUCAACAAAGAGAAAGAGACAAUAAUAAUAAUAACAAUGCCAUGAAUGAUAAUAUUAAUGAAAUUCUUAGUUUUGUUAAUGGUAAAAAGAAAUCAUCAAAAAAAUCAAAUAAAUAA